UGCCCUUUUUCCACAGCAAUGGCUGAAAGACACAAGUGUUCAUUGUUGCUGCUGUGUGCCUGUAUUGUCCUCAGCUUCACAACAAUUCAUUCUGAGCUUAUAAACAUGGCAGAGCAACAGGCAGCUAAUGCUGGGGCGAAUCACCCUAAGGAUAAAAUGGAAGCAAAACCAAUGAAGCCAGAGUCUUCAGUAGUCGAAUAUUCACUGAGGAUGAAAAGCUCUUCCAAUACCCAGCCCUACAGUCUUUCUCUGCGACAGGAGGAUUACCAUUACUUCCCAAAGCCGAAGCAUCUCAAUCCAGUUGUCCUUCUGCGGCUACUGGGUCCAUCAUUUGAUCCUUUCUGGAUGUCUGUGGAGAUUCCAAAUGAAAGCAACAUGACAUAUGAGGACUUGACUUCAGCCAGCACAGACUUGGCUAAUGGAUUAUUACGAUAUCAGAGAAAACUAAUGGAAGAAACUCAGGCCCUGGACUUUGGUACCAUCUUUCAGGAUGUGGUACCUACUAAUUCCACAAAGACUGCCAUAGACCAUUUAAAAAAGUGGCUUGUGAACAAGGCCUCAUGCAGACUGACAUCAUCAUGGGCAGACCUGGGCUCUGUGUUCUGGCCACGGUGGGUCCGACAUACAGAAUGUGAGACUUCAUCUGCUACCUGUUCCUGGCCCCCAGGAAUGAGCUGUGGGGUUGCUCAAAUAACUCAAAUAAAACUGCUUGCCUGGCAUUGCUGGACAGCUAUUAACAGUGCCAAUAUGGAAAGGACAAUGAAACAGUGUACUUGGAGACAAGUACCUUAUCCUGUUGUCACAGCUUGUAAAUGCUCUUGUAGGUAACUGCCA
Molecule: messenger RNA, 834 nt
Organism: Protopterus annectens (West African lungfish)
Lineage: Eukaryota; Metazoa; Chordata; Ceratodontiformes; Protopteridae
Product: noggin-like
Exons: 1
Coding region: 19-828 (269 amino acids)
Biological process (GO): dorsal/ventral pattern formation; negative regulation of BMP signaling pathway; negative regulation of cell differentiation
Source: RefSeq, a predicted model, not a curated record